UCUCCCUUUAAUUUCCGCUUUGCGAAACAUAAACAAAUCAUGACGGAGGAACUGAAAGCAAGUUUGCACAAGUUAAUGGCCAUGGUUGAUGGCCUCUAUGCUAUAGUUAUCACUGACAGAGAGGGGGUCCUUAUGCUGAAAGUGGCAACAGAGCAGGCUCCUGAGUUAGCCAUGAGACCAAACUUCCUGUGUGCGUUCGGACUGAUGACAGAGCAAGCUGGCAAAAUAGGACUGUCACAGAAUACAUCGGUCGUAUCCAUGUACGAACACUACCAGGUGGUCCAGCUCAAUAAACAGCCCCUCUUGGUGUCCAUGAUAGCCAGAUCAGAUGCCAAUACAGGAGACAUUCUGAACCUAGAAAACGAGCUGUCUGAUGUCUUAAUUGAGGUUUCAAAAGUGAUCAACAUGUCAUAGCACACCUGAACGAAAAAACAGAUGGGAUGAUGACGAUGUACAGAGCCAUCAUGGCAGGAAGACAGUGAUUGGCUGGCCUUGUCACAUGACAUUCUCUGACAUAUUAUCCAGAUAUUGGGGAAAUCUCACCUUGCAACUUAUGUUAGAUUUAGGGUUAGGGUUAGUCUGACCUUGACCUGACCUUGUCCUAACUAUAACCCUUACCUAACACUGACCAAAUGAUAACUCUGACCCUGACCCAACCUUGAUCCUAACCUGACCCUACCCUGAAUCAACCCUGAAUCAACCCUGACAUAAGCUUGUCCCUCUCCCUAUCCCUGACCCUAUUCUGAUACCUAAUUCUAACCCCAACCUUGAUCCUGACCUCGGCCACAAGAUGACCCUGACCCUGACCCUGAUGCUAGCCCUAACCCUAACCCUAAUGUCCACAUACCCGCGGUAACAUUCUUAUCAAGAAUUCACUUUAAAGACUAUUAUCUGUUUAUCAUUUUAGCUCCACAGCAUUAAUGAAAUAUCCUACUUUCUAAAUUUCUACUAACGUUAACAUGCUUAAGAAUGUUUUAGGCAGAAAUAUUUGUGAGUGUAACAUUUCUUCCUUUUAUGAACAAAAAUGUCAAAAAUUGUGUAAUAAUGGAGAAAGUAUCCAUUAUGUUAAUUGUGAAAUUAUUGUAUGUUAUAUCUCAUCAGCAGGAUGGUCAUUUAUGUUGCUACAAAUGUACGUGCAAUAAUAAUGUUUCCUGUCAUAGUAUUUUAUUGUUAUAAAUAAAUGUAUGCUACUUGCAAAUAUUUCA
Molecule: messenger RNA, 1205 nt
Organism: Haliotis rufescens (red abalone)
Lineage: Eukaryota; Metazoa; Mollusca; Gastropoda; Lepetellida; Haliotidae
Product: ragulator complex protein LAMTOR3-B-like
Exons: 6
Coding region: 40-414 (124 amino acids)
Biological process (GO): positive regulation of TOR signaling; cellular response to amino acid stimulus
Cellular component (GO): Ragulator complex
Source: RefSeq, a predicted model, not a curated record